Larimichthys crocea (large yellow croaker) is the source of this 2232-nucleotide messenger RNA. RefSeq names its product embigin (gene emb). Bases 103 to 1029 code for a protein of 308 amino acids. NCBI's taxonomy places the organism in Eukaryota, Metazoa, Chordata, Actinopteri, Sciaenidae. The record is from RefSeq and is a predicted model, not a curated record. Gene Ontology annotation, biological process: cell-cell adhesion. Gene Ontology annotation, molecular function: cell adhesion molecule binding. The transcript is spliced from 9 exons. Gene Ontology annotation, cellular component: plasma membrane; cell-cell junction.
GCGCAGCUGAGGGAGGAGGGGGGAGGUAGAGAGGACGAUGCAGCAGGCAGAGAGAGGACAAGUGAGAAACCUGGCUACAGAGAAGACAGAAGAAUAAUAAUCAUGUUAGCCUCCUGGAAGCAGCUCAUUUUUCAGAUCCUUCUGCUUCUCGUCUCCUGCAGACACAUCAAUACAACAUCACCUGACCCAACGCCCCCACCGCUGGUUCCCAUCGAUUCACUGCCAAGAGAUGUAAGGCGUGCUGCUUUUAAAGGUGAAGGUCAGAUUGAGAAAGUUGAACUGUUGAACCCAGUAAAUCUGGAACUGGUGUGUACCUGGACUGGUCAUCAGAACAAAGAAUCAAACAUAACUGGGUUCUGGAGAAAAGAUGGGCUUGAAAUUGAGAACAGCCACCUCACAGUGCAGUUGGAGAAUGAGCAGUAUCAACUCCAACAAGUGUUCAACAUUGUCAGUGAAGAGAACCUUGGAAAUUACUCGUGUGUGUUUGAAAGUGAAGUCAAAAUAGACUUUGUUGUGGCAGUUCCACAGAUUGGUGAGAUACGAGAUAAGCCAGUAGUUACCUAUGUAGGGGACUCUGGGGUGAUUACAUGUAAAAUGGAAGAUAGCAAACCAAUGCCGAACACCUGGAAGUGGUAUAAAGCAAAUGGCACAGACAAGGAGGAGAUUUUUGCUGCUGCAGAGCCUCAACGGUAUGAAAUCAAAAACAAUGAGAGGAAGACUAAACUGCUGGUGAACAACCUGACAAUGGCAGACUCUGGUUUGUAUUACUGCGGUGCAGUGUACACCCUCAGCACCUCGAUGGGUCACGUGGAGCUGAAGGUCAUCACCUAUUAUGAGCCUCUGAAGCCCUUCAUGGCCAUCGUGGCCGAAGUGUUCAUCCUGGUCACCGCCAUCCUGCUCUUUGAGAGAAGUCGCUCCAAGAAAAACGACACAGAAGGAGACAUGAUGAGUGAUCAAACUAACACACUGUCACCGGGAGAAAAUAAUGGAUUAGAGGGAAGUUCUUCAAUGAGACAGCGGAAAACUUAAAGACCCUUGGCCUGAAUCCAGCGGACACAAGCUUCUAUAAAACUGAUGACAUACAGCAAUAUCUUAUCAAUUAUUUUAAGAACAUUUUGGUAACAUGGAAAGAGUUUAUGAAUACUCAUGACUUUAUGCAUGAAUUCAUCUAUGUAGUACUUCAUGAAUUGUUAUGUAAAAGUGAUUAAUGCAAUGAGUUAUUAAUCAGGUCAGGUUUUUGCAGUGCUCCUGUAACUGCAGACUUACCUAUGGAGAAGGCAUGAACACCAUCAUCAAACAUAGUGUUACCAAUAUUUUCACCAAACUUACCACCACUCACAACCACCACUUAAUAGUCAUUCCUUUGGUUCGUACAUAAGCGCCUCUUUUAUCUUUCAUUUCAUUUAUUGUUCACUCUAUUCCACUGGAAGGUUACAGUAUGUUUUUAUUUAACAGUGGUGUCAUGAUGGCUAAAGGAGCAAAGCAUUAACCCAUUUUAAUUGUGAACCCUGUAUAGCCUCACUUCCUGUGGAAAAUUUGGUACGCACACUUUCUGUCAAACAGGAAGGGCUUUUUUUUCUUUUUGGUAACACCUUAAACCUCAAAUACUCUCAAGUUCAUUCUAUUAUUUCCGCGUUAUGGUUUGUGAGCAGUGCCUUACACUUAACAAUGCAUACUGUGCUUGCAAUGAUUUUUUGUCACUUUUUAUAAUUUGUCCUCGCAGUUAUGUGCCUAACACGCUGUAUACUACCUUAAAUAUCAACAUAUAUGCAAAUGCUUAUUUAUCUUUUUCAUGUCAAUGUAUCAGAAGAUAGUCAUACUGACCUUUAUGUAACAGUGUGUCUCUCGUUGUCAACCUGCACAACAAAAGUGUACAACUGUAUGUGUAAACAAGCAAAUUAAAUCUACAGAAAUCAUUGCGUUUGUUUAACCUGCCUAUAAUAAUUAACUUAUUUCUUAUACUGAUUUAGAUGCUUACUUAAAAGAGUACUCCACCAAUUUUAUAGUUUUCCGGUGUUACUUCUGCUCAUGUGGAAAAAGUUCUAUGGUGGUUUUAGAGGGCGCUGCAGGAAGCCUGAUGCAUAAAGUGAUGUCAUGUUUUGUUGGUUGUGUCUGAAGAUUGAAACUGAAAAGAAAAAAAACUAGCAACACACUCAGAUCUCUAACUGAACUGUUGACAAGGGAGAAGAAUGUAGAAAAGAAUAAAAGAGGACAUUGUUUCAUCAAGAAAAA